Molecule: messenger RNA, 660 nt
Organism: Schistocerca nitens (vagrant locust)
Lineage: Eukaryota; Metazoa; Arthropoda; Insecta; Orthoptera; Acrididae
Exons: 1
Coding region: 1-660 (219 amino acids)
Source: RefSeq, a predicted model, not a curated record
AUGUACCUAGAUGUUUUUAUUGUUAAUAUUAAUACCAUUGGACGCAGAUUCCACACUUCUCGUGGACUGCACUUAAAUGGCCUUGGGAAGCAACUUGUUACAUUAAAGCUAAUGGAAAUUAUUAAGAGACUGCAACACCUACCAACAUCAUCAGCAGGGGUACCUGUAUCAUCACCACAGAAAGUAUCUCCAGGAAUGACUAAUGCAGAAUCAGAUACAGAAACAGAAAAUGCAGCAGAAGUACCUAAAGCAGCAAUACUAACAGCAGUAGAAUCAACAGCAGCAUCAGAAGAACCACCAUCAGUGACAGCAGAAGUAGCUCCUCCAGCAACAACACCAUCUCCUUCACCAGCAGCAGCAGAAGAAACACCAUCAGCAACGGCAGAAGCAGCUCCUCCAGCAGUAGAACCAGUUCCUAUAGCAGCAGCACCAUCUCCCACACCAGUAGUAGCAGAACCAACUGCUUUACCAGUAAUAGCAGGAAGAAUUCCUCCACCACCAGCAACUAGACCAACUUCUCCACCAGUAGAAACAGAACCAGCUCCUCCUCCAUCAUCUUCAGGGUUAGCAGAAAAGAAUAGACCAGUCACAGUAAGUAAAGUGUCAUCUUUGUCUCAUGAUGAAGUGUACCAAAUGAUUUGGGAAAACAUGUUCGUAUAA